Messenger RNA from Lathyrus sativus (Indian pea), 1227 nucleotides. The record is from the annotation of a GenBank genome assembly. Lineage: Eukaryota; Viridiplantae; Streptophyta; Magnoliopsida; Fabales; Fabaceae.
AUGGGCUGUUGCUUUAGUGCCAGAAUCAAAGCUGAAAGCCCUCCACGCAAUGGUUCGAAUUCGAAGGAUGGUGGCAAAGAAAAUGGCUUGAGUGGGCGGAGCAGCGGCAAGGCCUCUGCUCCGCCUACUGCGCCUCCGACUCCUCGGACUCAGGGCGAGAUAUUGAAGUCUUCUAAUAUGAAGAGCUUCACUUUUAGUGAGCUGAAAACUGCUACGAGAAACUUUCGUCCUGAUAGUGUGGUUGGGGAAGGUGGAUUUGGAGCUGUAUUCAAGGGGUGGAUUGAUGAGCACUCGCUUGCACCGGUUAGACCGGGGACUGGAGUGGUCAUUGCUGUCAAGAGGCUUAACCAAGAAGGUUUGCAAGGACAUAGUGAAUGGUUGACAGAAAUCAAUUACCUGGGCCAGCUGCAUCAUCCUAAUCUUGUGAAACUUAUUGGUUACUGCUUGGAGGACGAACAUCGGCUUUUGGUUUACGAGUUUUUGACUAAGGGCAGUUUGGAUAAUCAUUUAUUUAGGAGAGCUUCUUACUUUCAACCGCUUUCUUGGACAAUCCGAAUGAAGGUUGCUCUUGACGCUGCUAAGGGUCUUGCAUAUCUUCACAGCGACGAAGCAAAAGUGAUAUAUCGAGACUUUAAAACUGCAAAUAUAUUGCUCGACUCGUCUUAUAAUGCAAAACUUUCCGAUUUCGGCUUGGCAAAGGACGGUCCCGCAGGUGAUAAUAGCCAUGUCUCUACAAGGGUAAUGGGCACAUAUGGCUAUGCCGCGCCUGAAUAUAUGGCCACAGGACAUUUGACCAAAAAGAGUGAUGUGUACAGCUUCGGCGUUGUACUCCUUGAAAUCAUGUCAGGCAAACGCGCACUCGACAACAACAGACCAUCCGGAGAACACAAUUUAAUCGAAUGGGCCAAACCUUAUCUCAACAGCAAACGGCGGAUCUUCCAAGUCAUGGACGCUCGCAUUGAAGGGCAAUACACGGUGCGUCAAGCAAUGAAAGUAGCUAACCUCGCGAUCCAAUGCCUGUCUGUUGAACCAAGAUUCAGACCGAAAAUGGACGAGGUUGUUAUAGCAUUAGAGGAACUUCAGGGUUCCUCUGAAGUUCCGGCCGGAGAAGCGGGAACCUCUCGAGAUCAUCAAAAUGUUAAAAGGAGUAGUCAUAGCUCAAGGAGCAAUGGUCCUAGACAACAUAGAAGUAAUAAACAAAGUGAAACAAUACUCAAUGAAAAAUGA